Symbiodinium sp. CCMP2592 is the source of this 1551-nucleotide messenger RNA. The record is from the annotation of a GenBank genome assembly. NCBI's taxonomy places the organism in Eukaryota, Dinophyceae, Suessiales, Symbiodiniaceae.
AUGAAGCUGAGUUAUGGCAAAUUCGAAGUUCAGGCAGCACAGCAUCGUGUUCAGCAAGCGCAGAUGACUUUUCAGCAGUUGAAGGCUCCGCUGCGAACUAAUGGUGCGCUUCGCAUGGGUAGGCGAAUUCGGCUCUACAAGACAUGCGUACUUCCUUCGUUGCUGUACGGUAUUGUCAGUGUUGGCUGCACUACGGAGGUUGUUAAGUUGCUGUCGAGUGUAGUGGCCAGGCACAUGCGAAAAAUCUGCAGGGUGUACGAGAAAGGGGUUUCGAAUGCUGCUGUCCUGAAGAGGGCGGAUAUCAAUCUUUACUCCGAUCUGCAGAAGCGCAUGGAUGCCCAAGCAUUGGCAUUGAAGCUGGACGUGGACAGGUCACCGCAGCUCUUGGAGAUGGAGCUCAGGCGGGCGGAAUUCCUUCAGGAACACUAUCGUCGGGUUUGUGAGGUUGCUGAAGCCAGAACAGAUUCUCACCUCCUCAAAAAUGUGGCCCUGGAGUUGGAGUACCCCUGUCCUGUUUGCGGUGUGUACUUUGGCACGCAGUCGGGCAUGCAACAACAUCUACAUCAACGGCACCCGGAUGUCGAGAUUAAGGCCCGAAUGGACUUCGACCGAUCGAAACAUUGCCUAUAUGGUGCUCCCAUAUGCAGGUUUUGUCAUCAACGAUGUGGGGACUGGCAGUCUAUGAGGAAGCAUCUUACACAAGGCAUGUGCACAGCCGUGAAGGCCGCGGUUGCAUCCGGAGAGACAACCCAGCAACUUCUGACCCGUACAGAGCAGGAGGAGGCAACAAAUCCAGCUCCGCCUCCGGUCGCAAGGUGGACUCAGGACCAGCCUUUUGCUCUGAGUUCACACGAGGUGUUUCAGGUGAACUAUGCAUAUGUUCAACCGGCAGCUCCCAAGCAGGACAAGGACAAUCCGCAAUACAAGACAUAUCAAGCCACGGAGAGGGACAUACAGAUCAGACUCACGCAGAACCUCAGGUUUCGGAAUCUUGUGCCCCAUUGGAUUUACAACGAGGUGCAAAGAGACUCGGCGGAGUAUUUGCAGCAUCUCCUCCAGGCACAGCAGUUCCACUCAGUCCGGUGGGAGCAUCGCAAGCUUGGGCUCGCAGGUCUACACAUUCGAGCACAGGGUGAUCUACCUAUUCCGAUGUCGAUACCUCGAGGGGCCAGGGAUUUGCAGGAUGUGAUUAUGCACUGGAACACACACCAGGAUGUACAUGCUUUGGCUCAUGCCAGUGAGUGUAUUUGCAUUCAGCUGAAUCGGUAUUUGAGGCUAGACCGGACUGCAAAGCUGAUGGCAGCCAUUCGGUUUGACAGGCCAGUGUUUUGCCCCAGAUUCGAGAAUCACUUGAGUGUUACAUGGGAUCGCUUUGAAGUUGUAUCCGCGGUCAUUCACUAUGGCAGGAAUACACAGCAAGGACACUAUCGCGCUCUGCUCAAAGUCCGGGACCAAUGGCUUCAGACAGAUGAUUCAGCUUAUGCCAGUUCGAUUGAAAUGUGUGCGCAGCUGGAGUCGAAUGUGUAUCUCCUGUGGCUGAAGCGGUGCUAA